UUAAUUAUGGCAACAUCUGGUGACAAUUUCGAUUGGGAUGGAUUGAAUUCGGACGACACUGUGGAACAGCCUAAAAAUCAAAUCAAUCAUCAGAUUAACUCGCUUCAGGUAACAUUCGAGUCAUGUGAAAAUGUGUUCAAAGCCGUCUAUGAUGUGCUCCGCUUCUUACCUAAUUUGGAUAAUCCAAAUUCAGGUUACUGGGAGAAAGAGGUUAUCCCAAACCUGAGUGCUUGUCUUAUACAACAUGUCGAGGCCAGAAUAUUCUUUCAUGAAGCGUUUGGCACUAUUAAUGAUCUUAGGAAUACAAUGUCUUCAGCAGCGCAAGUUAUCAAGCAGUCGAAAGUUAACUUCAAUGAGGAGCAUUCAAAUAAUAGAAAUGAACUUACUAAACAGUAUGACACGCGAUAUAAUAUGUAUGCUGAAUUGGAGGACCUGCAAGCCGAAAUAAAUCGGUACCAAUGCUUGAUUGACGCAACUCAACCGCAUUUCGAUAGCAAAAUAAGAGAAAUCAGUAACAUUAAUGAGGAGAGGGAGCAACUCACGAUGCUAAACGAGGAGGUUAACAAAAAAUUGCAAAACCUUCCUGAGGAGCCGAGUGGAGUUUCCAUUUUUGGAUUACACAUGCGUUUUAAGCCCGAUAAAUGGACGGAUAGCGAAAAUUCUAAAGAAACCAAGGAAAAGUCUCAGCUCUAUUUAACGGAAUACAUGGAAGAAUGCAAGAAAAAACGUGACAUCGCGAAGAUCACGUUAAAAAGGAAGAAAGAGGACAUUGACGAGAAAAUGCCCGGAAUUGAAAAGCGCAUUUCAAGCCUGCUUGAGAUUGAAAAAAAGCUCAUAGAGAAUGAAAAAGAAACUUAUAAUAAGGUCGGUCUGCGCGGCGGUGUAUUAGUCGAAGCGUUGAGAAGCAUUCGUAUCUUCUCUGAAACUGUUGGCAAAGAGGCAUCUGCAUAUGCACCAUUAACGGCAUUUCUUAUAAGCAUCAAAAGAAUGAUUCAGAUUGACGUGGAUUUGCUACUUAAAAGCGAUAAGCCAAGCAUAUUUAUAGCCGUGAACCGUAUUUUGGAUAAUAUCAAAGAGUUGAGCGAAUACUACGACUCUGUUGGUUCACUUAUGCAGCAAUUGAGUCAGACUAAAGAUUUAAAUUCAAUUCCGAACGCAAUUGAAUACGAAGAACCCUAA
This is a messenger RNA of Oppiella nova, 1179 nucleotides long. The record is from the annotation of a GenBank genome assembly. Lineage: Eukaryota; Metazoa; Arthropoda; Arachnida; Sarcoptiformes; Oppiidae.